Molecule: messenger RNA, 141 nt
Organism: Protopolystoma xenopodis
Lineage: Eukaryota; Metazoa; Platyhelminthes; Monogenea; Polystomatidea; Polystomatidae
Source: the annotation of a GenBank genome assembly
UGGUACUUUGGUGAGAUGAAGCGUCUUGAAGCUGAGCAGUGCCUUCUUUUGUCUGGCAACAAGCACGGUGCCUUUCUUGUUCGCAUCAGUGAGUCGCGGAGUGGCGAAUUCUCGCUUUCUGGUGAGUCGUGUCUUCUAUAA